Molecule: messenger RNA, 1278 nt
Organism: Saccharomyces cerevisiae S288C
Lineage: Eukaryota; Fungi; Ascomycota; Saccharomycetes; Saccharomycetales; Saccharomycetaceae
Gene: EAF7
Product: Eaf7p
Exons: 1
Coding region: 1-1278 (425 amino acids)
Biological process (GO): regulation of DNA-templated transcription
Cellular component (GO): nucleus; H4/H2A histone acetyltransferase complex; NuA4 histone acetyltransferase complex
Source: RefSeq, marked reviewed
AUGGUAGUACAUUGGACAAUUGUGGAUGAAAUACGACUUCUUAGAUGGGCAUCUGAAUUCAAACCGGCCGGAAUUCAUAAGCAUUUCCACAUGUUUUGCAUAGUGGAAAGAAUGAAUUCGCCAGAUAAGUAUCCAGUGACGCUAUUACAGAAAGAAACCAUGAAGUUGGGGAAGGUAUUUACUGCAAAAGACAUAUGGGAUAAGUUGAGCCAAUCUUACAAUUUAGAGAAAAUUGAUGAAAUGGAGAAUACAUAUUCCUUGGAAGCCACUACAGAGAGUUCACGGAAUGGCAAUGGAAAUGGUGACGAUGCAGAAAUUCAUGAAGAAACUUUACUUGAAUUGAAUAAUCGAAUAAGAGUACGCAAGCAAGAUUUUACAUUACCUUGGGAGGAAUACGGUGAGUUGAUCUUAGAAAAUGCAAGAAAAAGUCCAAACUCUAACGAAGAGUAUCCUCGAGUUGAAGAUAUGAAUGAGAAAGAUAGUACAAUUCCAAAGGAAAGUCCUUCUACAGACCUAAAGAACGACAACAAUAAACAGGAAAAAAAUGCGACAAUUAAAGUGAAAGAGUUGCCUGAAUAUCAUACAGAGGAAAAUGAUAGCCCCAUAGACGUCCAGAAAGAACCCAUUAAGGAGGUGCAAAGCGAUGAAAAGGAACUCCAGAGGGAACAUAUGAGUGAAGAAGAACAGAAAAUGAAAAGUACAAAUAAAACAGCAGCUCCAGUAAGAAAAUCUCAAAGGUUGAAAAGAAGUAAGGAAGUUAAAUUUGAAGAUGAAGAAAAGGAAGAGAUAGAAGAAGAUAAUACGAAAGACGAAGAACAGAAAGAAAAGAAAGAGGAGAUCCAGGAGCCAAAAAUAACCCACAAUGAAGAAGUAGAUAAGGAAAAAAACGAAAACGAAGAAGGUGAUGAUGAGCGUGAAAAAUCCACCUCUUAUGAAAAUACCAAUGGCUCUGAAAGCGAAGGAGUUGACGAAGGAGUUGACGAAGAACUGGGAUACGAGUCUGAACGUGAGGCAGAAGGUAAAGGAAAACAAAUUGAAUCAGAAGGGGGCAACUUAAAGAAAAAAACGGAAAACAAAAAAGGAGAUGAUCAACAGGAUGAUACCAAAAAGGAUUCUAAGGACAAAAAUGAACCAUUAGCAAAGAGAACUAGGCAUUCAUCAUCCACAGGUAAUACUAGCAAUGAAACCUCGCCGAAAAGGAAAAGGCGGAAGGCAGGCUCUCGUAAAAAUAGCCCUCCUGCCACAAGAGUUUCCAGCAGGCUACGAAAUAAAAAAUAA